Sciurus carolinensis (gray squirrel) is the source of this 1904-nucleotide messenger RNA. RefSeq names its product PDZ domain containing 9 (gene Pdzd9). The coding region runs from base 1 to 768 and encodes 255 amino acids. The transcript has 4 exons. The record is from RefSeq and is a predicted model, not a curated record. Lineage: Eukaryota; Metazoa; Chordata; Mammalia; Rodentia; Sciuridae. Gene Ontology annotation, molecular function: protein binding.
AUGGAGCAGUUCCCUCGAAAAUACGGAUAUGGAAGUCAACUCAGCUUCGAGUUCAAGGACUCUGUCCACAACUUGAGCAGAACACAGCAGACCAAACUCACUGUGGGCAGACUGGGAUUAGGCCUGAUCAUCGUCCAGCAUGGGCCCUACCUCCAGAUUACCCACCUCAUCAGAAAGGGGGCUGCAGCCAAGGAUGGGAAACUCAAGCCAGGUGAUGUUCUGAUUAGCGUUGGCCAUGCCAAUGUAUUAGGGUAUACUCUACGAGAAUUUUUAAAGCUUUUGCAAAAUAUCACCAUAGGAACAGUGCUACAAUUCAAGGUGUACCGAGAUUUUAUUGCUAUACCCCAAGAUUGGCAAGAAAUAUAUGAUUUAAUCCCUGAGACCAAAUUCCCAGUUACACGUUCACCAAAGAAAACUGAGCAGGAAAAAGAUGAAUCUUUCUCAAGCAGUGAUGACAAUGAAGACGUAGUUUCAGAUAAAAAACUUAAGUACUACAGAUAUCCACAGUCACCUGGGCAUCACUCUGCCAGAAGACCAGUAUCUAUCUCCAGAGAAUGGCACAGGUAUAAAAAGAAGAGCCGUACUGUUAGUGUCGGAAAAGACAUCAACUGUGACGUGAUGAUUCAUGGAGAUCAUAAGAAAGAAGUGAGAGCCCCAUCUCCAUACUGGACAAUGGUGAAGAUGGACAAAAGCUCCUCUUCCUCAGUCUCCUCUACCUCAGAUGUAUUUUGGCUGGAGGACUGUGCCCAAGUUGAGAAGGUUGGUUAGGCAAUAGUUUGCAAAUAUGUGGUCAUACGAACAUUUUUUAAAACACCCGAUUUCCGUGCCUUGCCAUGUACAAGUCUGCAGGAAUUCUUACAGGAAUUAUGUGCAGACUUAUCAAUUCUUUUUCAUGACUGUGGAAAAGCCUUUAGAGACCUUCAGUGAGAAAGUGAAAGACUUCCCUGGGGUCUCACAGAUCUUUUUCUCAAAAUAGCAAUUCAAGUCAUUAAGACCCUCUGAGAAUUUCCCAUCUUUUAGAAAAUGUGGUAGAGGAAACCAUUAUCAGAAUAUAUGAACAUGGUAGAGAACUUCACUUGUUGAGGUAAAUACCAUAUUUUCUUUAGAUAUUUAGAUUAUAUUCUUUGGGUAGUUAUUCAUAUUAGCAACCCUUCAGCCCUACUGUUACUUUGAGUGUUGGCCUGAUAAUUAUUUGAAAGAGACAGGAUUGAAACAGAUGAGAAAUAGAAGAGAAAAAUGAGAACUGCCACAGUGAAAAUAAAUCAGAAAUAUAAUGUAACAGUUACAUGGCAUGAAUCAUAGGGAAUUUAUGUUUUUCAGAAAUGAUUUCACUGUAAAAGAAAGGCAAAGAGGUUUUACCCAGAUCACUUAAUUGUUGUUAUCCCAAAUGACAUCUUAAAAUGUCACCAAUAAUAAUCUGGAAAUUUUCACCCUGGUAGUUGCUUAGACUCAAUUUUAAUAAUUUCUGAUGCUUCUUAAUUGAUAUGAUUGAUGGACUAAAUUAUUAGAUUCCUGCCUCCUUCCAGACAUCUAAAACAAAGAUCUCAAAAAAAUGGAGAGAGAAUAAAACAAAGAUCUCAGCAUUUAAUAAAUGCUUGUUGAUUAAACAGGAAAAAUGCAAGAAAAACAUUUAAGUAGAAUGUUUUAUUGACUCUAUGUCACCUGGGAUUAAUUACCUGCAUUUAUGUUUUAUAUUUUACUUGGUUGAGAAAAAAAGAUAAAUUAUUACAGACUGGAUGAGAAAAUGUUCCGCUCUCUCCCCUGCAGUAUGUGCUUCAGGGUUCCAACUCAUCAACAAAAGGUGUAUGCCCCAAAUUUCCACUCGCUGCCAUUGACUUCCGGCCAGAAACAAAUUUCUUUGCAGCCUUUACAUAAAACAGAAGACAGAAAGUUAAAAGAAAGUA